This is a messenger RNA of Rana temporaria (common frog), 2160 nucleotides long. RefSeq names its product alpha-L-iduronidase (gene IDUA). Gene Ontology annotation, biological process: carbohydrate metabolic process. Gene Ontology annotation, molecular function: L-iduronidase activity. Bases 129 to 2021 code for a protein of 630 amino acids. The record is from RefSeq and is a predicted model, not a curated record. The transcript has 14 exons. Lineage: Eukaryota; Metazoa; Chordata; Amphibia; Anura; Ranidae.
CCCCCUCACUGAAUAACAUAGGAAGUGGCUUACUUUGAAAGCAGUUUACACACCAGCUAAGGAGGCAUGGGAAAGUUUUGUUUUGACAAGAUUGUCUCGCUUGUUACAUUUUAAUGAACAAAUAGGAUAUGGGAGCACUGUAUAUUCUUCUAGCAGCUGGUCUGCUGCCAGGCGUAGUGCUUUCAAAUUAUGUUAUUAGCAUAGACCCGACUAAAGAUAGAAAACCGAUGAAGCAUUUCUGGAAAAGCACCGGAUUUUGCCCUCCUUUACCACAUAAUCAUUCAGAAACCUAUUUUUUGGGAAAAGACCAAAGACUGAACCUGGCAUAUAUAUCUUCAGUCCCUCAUGGUGGCAUCAAGCAAGUCCGAAUGCACUGGUUACUGGACCUAAUUACGUUUAACAUGAUCAAUCAAAUUCCUCAAUAUAAUUUCACAAAGCUGGAUGAACUCAUGGAUCUUCUGAUGGAAAAUGACCUGGUGCCAGGCUUCGAGCUUAUGGGAAGCCCAUCUGGAUAUUUUACUGAUUUUGAAGAUAAAGUGCAGGUGAAAGAAUGGCAACAUCUAAUCUAUUCAACAGCAAGAAGGUACAUAGAAAAAUAUGGAUUAUCUCAUGUCUCAUCAUGGAACUUUGAAACAUGGAAUGAGCCAGACAAUCAUGAUUUUGACAAUGUGUCUUUCACAUUGACAGGUUUUCAGAACUACUAUGAUGCCUGCUCAGAGGGCCUCAAACAAGCAAGUCCUCUUCUAAAAUUUGGGGGACCUGGGGAUUCAUGCAGAUCGCCACCAAGGUCACCCAUCUGUUGGGGUCUUCUGAGACACUGCUUUAAUGGGACUAAUUUUUUCACUCAGGAGACAGGUGUUAGGCUUGACUAUAUCGCUCUACAUAAAAAGGGAGGUGGAAAUUCAUUUCCCAUUUUGGAGCAAGAAAUCAACACUGUUUCUGAAAUUCAAACACAAUUUCCAACGUUCAAGUCGGUCCCUAUAUACAAUGAUGAAGCAGACCCACUGGUUGGAUGGUCGACACCACAGACAUGGAGGGGGGAUGUCACAUAUGCUGCCAUGGUAGUAAAGGUAAUAGAUGAACACUUAGACUACAUGCUGUCAAAUGAUAGUCAAAGAAUGAACUACAGCUUGCUAAGUAACGAUAAUGCCUUCAUGAACUAUUACCCUCACUACUUUACUCAGAGGACACUGACAGCAAGAUUCCAGAUGAACAACACUAAGCCCCCGCAUGUCCAGAUGGUGAGAAAACCAGUGCUGACUGUAAUGGGCUUGCUGGCAUUAUUAGGUGAAGUACAUAUUGCCACACAAAUAUACAUAGAUGAUAAUAAGUCCAUCAAUGAUAGUAUUAUUGGAGUAAUAGCAAGCACACAUGAUCCUGAAAAAGACAUUCAGUCUGACAGUUGGCAAUCAACCAUACUACUUUACGCAUCUGAUGAUAACAAAACGUCUACAGAUAUAACGUUUUUAACAUUAAAUUUCGCAAAUUUCCCCAAAUCAAAAGAUCUUUUGUAUGUAAUAUAUUACAUUGAUAAUGCAUUAACAAACCCAUUUCUGGAAUGGCAAAAGGUUGGAAGUCCAGACUUCCCAACUGCGAAAGAAUUUAAACAAAUACGUGAUUCAGAGGACCCAAUCAUGGAAGAGCCAACUGCAUUCCCCAAAAAAGGUCAUAUGAUUCUGAAAGUAAAACUUCCAGUACCAUCUGUGCUUCUUAUUCACAUAUGUGAACAACCUCAAUCUCCGCCUGGAAGGGUCACCCAUCUUCGUAUCAUUCCACUUUUUAGUGGGCAGGUAUCAGUUGUUUGGAGUGAUGAGCUGGUAAUAUCCAGAUGUUUGAAAACAUAUGAAGUUGAAUAUUCAUCAGAUGGCCUAAUCUUCAACCAGAUAAAUACAAGAAAUAUUAUUUUUACUUUGUUCUUAUAUAGUCCAGACACAGCCAUAGUAUCUGGAUACUACAGAGUCCGUGCUGUUAACUUCUGGAACAUACCAGGUCCCUACAGUCUUUCAGUGAUGUACAGUUAGUUGAAAAUAAUGAUCACAAAGCCUAAAGAUUUUUGAAAUGGUCUCUGAUGCACUGUUUUGAAUAUUGUAAAUCAUAUUUUUUAAUUUGUGUAACUCGUCUCUAAUUUUGUUAAAUAAAAUGUUCAGAAAAAUCCAUGAA